AUGGCCGACCUCCUGGUGGACAUUGACUGGGUGUGGGGAUAUUUCUUCACCGGGUAUAUUGCAUUUUCAUACUUUGCAGUUUUGAAUGUCAUCACAGCAGUGUUUUGUCAACGGGCGAUUGAGAGUGCUGAGCAAGACGAACAGAACAUCUUGCAGCGCUUUUUGGAAGAUCAGCGGCGCUUCAGACAUCGCAUCGAGCAGCUCUUUUCCAGAUUCGAUGGUCUUGAGAGAGAUGGCGCCAUCACGCUGAGCGAGAUGGAGCAGUUUUUUAACGAUGAGGAGGUGAGGGCCAUGUUCCAGUCUCUCGAUUUGACAGCGAGGGAUUCAUGGACUCUCUUCAAACUGCUGGACGAGGAAGGCAAUGGCGACAUUAACCUUUCUGAAUUCACUGAUGGGUGCUUGCGGCUGCGCGGGCCUGCAAAGGCACUGGACAUUGCUUGCGUGAUGGAUGAAAGUCGUCGGAUCAAGCGGAAAGUAAUGAUAGCUGAAGAGCGCCUCUACAACAUGGAGAUGUCAGUCGGCCAGCUGUCAGCGAGAUUGAAAUCGACUUCGGCAGCAAAGGAGCCCGUGGCACCCAAAGAGGAUCCACCGCUUCUUGCAGGAACUGCGCUGGAUCUAGGCUUCAUGUGCAGCGCUGUCGGGAGUGCUUCGCCAGUUGGCGACCACAAUCUGCACAUUCCCGAUGUCCCCUAUGACAUUGGUCCUGACCUCGACCUGUCGCUUCGGCCUCGAGCACUACCAGGUCACGAAGCGCAAAGGCUGGAAGUAGUAUGCAUCACUGAGGGGCAGCAUUUUCAGGAUCUGCCAUACGAUGUUGGUCCUUCGAGUGGCUUUGCUGUGAAGCAAAUGUCGUUCUGA
Symbiodinium pilosum is the source of this 858-nucleotide messenger RNA. The record is from the annotation of a GenBank genome assembly. Lineage: Eukaryota; Dinophyceae; Suessiales; Symbiodiniaceae.